AUGUCUUCAAGGACUAUCUUCCUCAUGGGUGCUCCCACGUUUUCGAGUUUACGAUGGGAUGAACGAGACUUGCUCAGCGAAUCUUUACCUCCCUUCGAAGACUCUAAGGGAUGCCGUGAGAGAUUCGGAGUGUUUUCAGGUAGCACGCCGGUCAAAUGGAGAUUAUUGUCAGCACCAAUUGUCCCAAAGACUACUCAAAGCAAGCCCUCCCAGGUGAUGACUGGAGAGACCCGGUUCUUUACUACCCAUGACCUCGCCACUUCGGUUGGCAAAUGCGCAUCCGAGCAAGAGGAUUCAGAACUCUCUCAGUUCUACGACCAUUCCUUUACAGUUCAUGAAACUUCGGAGGUAUCUGCACCAAGCGCCCUCUCCGGAGAGUCUGCAUUAGACAGUGGUCUGUGGACUGUAAGCACAGAUACCUCCAUUGCGACAAGCGACGAGAGAGAAAUUCCUGCUGCGAGGCCACAUAUUCAAGGCGGCAUUACGGAUCUUAAAGAUAUACCCAAUACAGUAUAUCUUAACUCUAUUGUGCCACAAACCAUGACGGUAAAUCUCGUCGUUGCCAUCAUUGAUAUCCGCUCUCCGCGUCGUGUCAUAACGAAACACUGGAAGAGAGAAUUAGAUUUAGUUGAAGUGGUGGUAGGGGACGAGACUAGAGCGGGAUUUGGAGUUACUUUCUGGCUUCCUCCGGCGGACGAGAAUGCGGUCAACACUCGUGGAUGCGGCGAUGGGGCCGGAGAAGAGCUUCGAGCGUCACUGAUGGCACUUCGCCCGCGGGAUAUUGUUCUUCUACGCAACGUAGGACUAAGUUGUUUCCAGGACCGAGUAUAUGGGCAGAGCCUAAGGAGGGGAUAUACCAAAAUCGAUCUGCUGCACCGCCAGCAAGUGGACGCAACUGACACAGGCGGGAUCUAUAGGAUACGGGACAUUCUUAGCCAUCCUGCCAAGGACGAUGAUCUGCCGCUGGUGAAGGUGCGAAAGGUACACGAGUGGAUCAGACGAUUUGUUCCGGAUUCAGCAGGCGGUGGUAGCAACGGUCCAAGGAUGACGACUUUGCCUCCUGAUUCACAGGACGGGUCGUUAUAA
This is a messenger RNA of Aspergillus nidulans FGSC A4, 1086 nucleotides long. RefSeq lists its product as uncharacterized. Bases 1 to 1086 code for a protein of 361 amino acids. Lineage: Eukaryota; Fungi; Ascomycota; Eurotiomycetes; Eurotiales; Aspergillaceae. The transcript has a single exon. The record is from RefSeq and is a predicted model, not a curated record.